This is a messenger RNA of Eruca vesicaria subsp. sativa (arugula), 864 nucleotides long. The record is from the annotation of a GenBank genome assembly. Lineage: Eukaryota; Viridiplantae; Streptophyta; Magnoliopsida; Brassicales; Brassicaceae.
AUGGAGGCGAGUGUUGUUACCGAAUAUGACUCCUACAGUGAGCGCAAGGCUUUUGAUGAGACAAAAGCAGGCGUGAAAGGCCUCUUUGAUGCUCACGUCACUGAAAUUCCACGUAUAUUCCAUGAUCCAGUAGGCACUUGGGACGACAAGAAACCUCCUGUUUCUGCCUCGGAGUUCUCAAUCCCUAUCAUCGACUUUACAGGAGUUAAAAAGGAUGCAGCGUCACGUGAAGCCGUUGUUAAGAAGGUCAAAGACGCAGCGGAGAAGUGGGGGUUCUUCCAGGUGAUCAAUCAUGGUGUUCCUUUAACCGUUCUUGAAGAGAUUAAAGAUGGAGUUUGUAGGUUUCAUGAGGAAGAUAUCGAGGUAAAAAAAUCUUACUUCUCUCGAGACUUCUCCGAGAAAUUUGUCUACCACAGCAACUUCAAUCUGUAUAGUUCGGCGUCUCUUAACUGGAGAGACACCUUUGGUAUCUACUUGGACCCAUACCCUCCAAAGGCUGAGGAGCUCCCUGAAUCCUGCAGGGAUGGUGUGCUUGAAUACUCGAAGCAUGUGAUGAGCUUAGGUGAUCUGCUCUUCGAACUUCUCUCGGAAGCUCUUGGUUUGAGCCCUGGUUUCCUUAAGAGCAAGGGUUGCAUGAAGGGUGUGCUUAUGCUCAGCCAUUAUUACCCUCCUUGUCCACAACCUGACCUAACGUUGGGCACAAGUAAGCAUUCAGACAACUCUUUCCUCACUAUUCUUCUUCAAGACCAGAUCGGUGGUCUUCAAGUUCUUCAUCAAGACUGUUGGGCCGAUGUUACUUCUACCCCUGGAGCACUCGUCAUCAACAUCGGAGAUUUCUUGCAGGCAAAGCUCAAAAAUAUAUGA